UUCGGUACCGCGCGUCAGUGCUCCAGCGGACGCGGACGCGCGCGCACGUGUUACUUGGUCUCUCUCUUUGAUUCGUCGUUUCCGGAUCGUAUCGCGGAAGAGAGAGAUGCGAAAUCGUGCACAACGAUUGCAUAGUUAUUAGAGUGCUAGGAUUUAUUGUUGUUUUUGUCAUUGAGUGCAGUGCGUGUGGAGUGCGAGAGUGAGAGAUUCCGUGAGAUCGGUGAAGAUCGUUUGUGGAAAAGUCGAGCGCGUCGGCCAACGGGAGAGAGUCGCUCCGCGACAUUCCGUACGUUCUCAACAUUCCUCGCGAGCGCGCAACGUGUUCCAAAGUGCGCUCCGUUCAAUUUCUGGGGAAUAUUCUGUCAUUAGCAGCGAGACCUACCCUUACGCUCUGUUGCGCGUGUUUCGGUGAAACAUCUGGCGGAAGGAAUAAUCCGACAGCGCGAUUCCCUGACGUAGAAAAUUUUCUCGUCGUUAGCAUCUAUUAUCGCAAAGGAGAAAUCGAGUCGAGUUGACCGCCGUAGAAACGGAAUUCGCCGAUCCGAGAGAAGAUCGUUAAUCUAACAUCGUCGUGGAAACGUGGAUCGUUGCCUAAUAUCAUAUGACGUUAUUCUCGUACACACUGUGUGAAAUUACAUACGGAUAAAGGAGUGACGUAACGACCAAUUGGCGCGAGAUUUUUUUUAUCGCCCUCGUUUUCGUUCGAGAUAUGAUUUCGAUCUGAUGUCUGUCAUUUAUCGGAGCGAGUCUCAGUACGAUAUAUACCGUACCUUAAUGUCGAUUGUCGGCAAUUAUCGCUAUUAAUCCGUCGUACGUCCCCGGAUUUCUCCGAGUACAAUCGCACACUAACGUGAUCCAGUUUCGGCGCUGACGCGGCGCCGAAUCGAGUCGAUUAUCAGAUCGAGAACGUGCAAGUGGCACCUCGACUUUUGCCGGCUCGCACGUCGGGACAUGCAACAGCUUCGUGCGACCUUUUGAGGCGCAAUCUGCACGAUCGUCGUGCCGCGUAUCGACGAUCGAAGCUUACCGCACGCUAAACCAUCGAGGAUUUGCUCAUAUCCCGUCGUGAAAAAAGAAGAAAAAAAAACCAUCACGUUCCGCGAUAAAGAUAAUAACUAAAAAAAAAAACGCCGACAGAUUGGAAGGUCCGCUGAUCCUCGAUCCCAUCGUUUCUUGUCGCAUUGAACAUACAUAUUUUAACGCGAUCGGCAAUCAUUCGCGAUAAUCGUUUCAGCGAAGCGAACAGGACAGAAUUAUCAUUUUUGCGCGGAUUAAUAUAUCAACGAUUGCACAUCGAUUGAUUGUGCGUCGAGUGAAAUUAUCUGGACAUCUUACCGAACACUGCCCAUCAUUCUGUGAUAAAACCUGUGAUUUUCCUGAGAUUUCGUUGGGAUUUACGAGGAAAGAAUCUUCGUUUCUUUACAAUUGCUGAUAAUCGCAAGAUCUAAUCGGCUUAUUUAACUUUGCCAGAUUAGUUCUCUCCAAGGAAUUUAAAAAGGCAUACUAAUUAUAAAAAAUUUGGAAUAAAAAUUACACAUAUUUGCCGCCGUGUUCGAAUUACAUACAACAGGUGAUUCGCAACUCUGCCAAUACGAGCGCAAUCCAGUCCGAGACUCCAGGCGGCUGGUCAAGCUGCAAGUGUCUGGACGACAUGAGGCUCAUGCAGAGAUUAGCGAUCAGCGGACUGCUGUCCGUGAUCCUGAUCCUUCUUUUGAUGACCGGCACGAUCGUAACGCGACGCGAUACUUUUGCGAGUGUCAUCGAUCGGGGUGUCGCACCGGAAGAACGCAACGAGCAAUUGAAUCCCGCUUGGGUGCAGGAGAAUGUGGUUCCCGGGCAGAAUGAACCUGAGAUCGAAGACCGGGAUAAGGAUAAAGAUCGACGUUUAGAUAUCAAGCAUAAACAAUCCGAGCCUUCGGCGAUCGGACCGCCGGCCGUAUCUGUUCCUGGCGCUUACGUUAUUAGACCCCCGAAUCCGCCUCUGGAUGACGUAACCAAUCAGCGUCGUGAAAAAGUUAAAGAGAUGAUGAAGCACGGUUGGGACAACUACGUGCGAUAUGCAUGGGGAAAAAACGAAUUGAGACCCAUCUCCAAGAGAGGUCACAGUGCCAGCAUCUUCGGGGCAUCGAAUAUGGGUGCGACCAUCGUUGACGGACUCGACACUCUUUACAUCAUGGGCCUUCACGAUGAAUUUAAGCAGGGACGCGACUGGAUUGCCGAGAAUCUGGACUUCGAUAUCUUACUACUAUUCAUCACCACGCAAUACAACACGAACCUCCUCUUCAAGAUUCUCUCAUUUAUAUUACCUACUCUUUUCUCCACUAUAAAGUACUGCUUUUUUAUUAUACAAGCUAACAGUGUAAGUUUAAAACAGUAUAAGGAUAAUUCUUUUGAAGAUAUUGUUGUAAUCUUGAUACAACAAAUUGUAUUUUAAUAUAAGGAAAGGUAUAAGGAAAAGUGGAAUAAAUAGGUAAAGCAAAUGCUGGAGCGGCACCGAGACAACUGGAAAUUUUUUAAAGAUAAACAGGAAAUUGAUAUUAUAGAG
Molecule: messenger RNA, 2545 nt
Organism: Camponotus floridanus (Florida carpenter ant)
Lineage: Eukaryota; Metazoa; Arthropoda; Insecta; Hymenoptera; Formicidae
Product: mannosyl-oligosaccharide 1,2-alpha-mannosidase IB
Exons: 5
Coding region: 1652-2434 (260 amino acids)
Biological process (GO): detection of chemical stimulus involved in sensory perception of smell; sensory perception of smell; carbohydrate metabolic process
Cellular component (GO): plasma membrane; endoplasmic reticulum; Golgi membrane
Molecular function (GO): mannosyl-oligosaccharide 1,2-alpha-mannosidase activity; odorant binding; olfactory receptor activity
Source: RefSeq, a predicted model, not a curated record